AAAGAAAUGGGUUCACUAUUGGAGAGAGUAUGAUCCUGAUCUCUUAUCUUAUAUUGACAUUGUAAAUGAGUACACUUUCCAGUUAGGAUUUGUAGGUGUCCAACAAUUAAUUGUUGCUGGACCAUCUGGAAAGUACUUUGAAUUAGAAGGUGAUGAAGGUAUUAGGAAAUUAUUAUCAUUUGUCUCCGAAGAAUACCAUAUCAUUCAUUUUUUUGCUACUGAUGAAUGUGAAAUAGGCGGCAUGUUCCAAAUAUUCUACAAAGUGAUGAAUCAUUUUUCUUAGUACCUAAUUUUGUUAAUGAAGUUGGGACAGAUGCGCAUGUUCCAAAUGUUCUACAAAAUGAUGAAUCACUUUUCUUAGUACCUAAUUUUGUUACUGAAGUUGGGACAGAUUGUAGUGACACUGAGGAUGAUAAUGGUAUGGCAUUUGAUUGUCCAGAAUAUGAUAGUGAGGAAUUAGAGAGACUUGCUACCCACAAGAGAAGGGCUAUCAUUGAAAACUUGAAUGAUUUUAGGGAGUUAGUUAAGGGUAUGACCUUCAAAGACAUACCAGAAGCAAGGAAUUUCUGUAGACUUUAUGCACUGGCAAACAAGAAAGAGUUAGUUGUUGAAAAAAGUGAUACGCAUAGGGUGAGAUAUUCAUGUGAUGCUGUAGGAUGCCCAUUUAUAUGCCACAUAUCUGAUGAUGAGACUACUGUUGGGGUGACUGUUAAGACUUUAAUUCCUCAUAGUGAUUGUGGUGUAGUGUAUGAUAACCCACUGAUUAACUCUAGUAUCAUAGCUCAAUAUUUCAAGGGAAAGUUACAAGAUGACCCAAAAUACAAGGUAAAAGAUAUGAGGGCUGACUUACAUAGAGUUUUUAUUUAAAUGUAAGUGAAGGAAAAUGCAAAAGAGCCAAAAGAGAGGUUCUGGAAACUCUGGAAGGUAGUUUUACAGAUAAUUACAAAAAACUGGAGGCCUAUGCAAAUGAAUUGAGAGAAUCAAAUCCAGGAAGUGAUGUUGUGAUUAAUUUGUCCAAGGAGGCACUAGCUCAAGGUAAAAGGAAAUUUCUAAGAAUGUAUAUUUGUUUCAAGGCAUUGAAAAUGGGUUUUAAGGAAGGGUUAAGACCAUUUAUUGAGUUAGAUGGUACAUUCCUUAAAGGAAAAGCCAAGGGUCAAGUAUUGGUUGCUAUUGGUCAAGACAGUAUGAACCAAUUUUACCCUCUAGCAUGGGCAGUGGUUGAUAAAGAGACCAAGAGGACUUGGAGCUGGUUCUUACAGCAGUUGCAACACUCACUUGAACUCCAUAAUGGCAAAGGAAGAACCUUCAUAUCAGACAUGCAGAAGGGACUGCUUGAUGCAGUAAAGAAUGUACUGCCUGAAGCACAUCAGAGAUUUUGUGUAAAGCACAUUGAGGCAAAUUGGUGCAAAAGGUGGAGUUGAAGAAGCUUCUGUGGUGGGGUGCAUGGUCCUCCUAUGCUGAGGAGUUUGGAGACCAACUUGAACAGAUGAAGCAGUUGGAUGAACCUGCUGCAAAGGACUUAAUCAGCAGCAAGGUAUAAGCCCAUCAUUGGUAUCAUAGCAAGGAGGCAUUCAAGCUAGCAUACAAACACAAGUUGCAACCGAUUAGGGGCGUACAGUUUUGGAAUGUUGACCCUUCUCAGGACAUGGAACCACCAGCUUUGGUCAAACUUGCCGGCAGACCCAGGAUUAAGAGGGAUAGAGGGAAAGAUGAGGCCCUUAAAAGGCAAGGUGAAUGGAAGCUUUCAAGAAAAGGUAGAGUGAUGACUUGUAGCAACUGUGGAGAGCCAAAUCAUAAUGUUAGGGGUUGUGGCAAGCUAAAGAAAGGCAAGCAACAAGCUAAGAAAAGGCAGCCUGCUAGGGGAAAAAAGAGGCAGACUCGGGGCUUAGUUGAUGAAGAUGAAAAUUCCCAAGUUGAAGAAGAAAUCAACUUAACAGCCCCCCAACCAACCCAAGACAGUCAGCCCAUGCCUUGUGAAUUCAUGCCUACUCCAGUGCAUUACGGGCAUGCUUCUAGUAGCAGCACCCCAUUUCCUAACUUUGAAUAUCCUUCAGUUGAGAAAGAUGAUGAAGACCCUUUUCUAAGGCCCAUAGUGAUUUCUGAAUUUUCCACAAGACUUCAAAUGAGGCAGAAAGCACAAGUACCAACAGGUAGAAGGGCAAUAAGCUUUAGAGGUGACCACAAUUGUGUUAGUGAGGCAACCAAUCUUCCAGUCUCAUUAACAAGCUUAACUUGGCAAGGGAAUGAUGCAGUUACUACCAACCAGUUGGAGGCUAAAGCUCAAGAGAGGAUUGGGAAGUUGAAUCCAAGAAGGGGACCUAACAGUUGAUUUAGCUUUAUGAAAUGUUAUUGUUUUUUGUGAAUUAUGGUGAUGUAUUUACUUUGCUUAAGACAAGUACUCUUAAUUUGCUAAUUGUGUAAUGGUCAAACUAAAUGGAUGCCACAUUAUGACUUGGGGUGUAUUAGUUUUUGGGGUUAUAGUGUGGCAUCCAUACAACUAUUGGCUUAUUUUGUGUUGUGGUUGACAGUUUCUUUAGCAUAUUUAUGGUGUUUGAAAUGUCCAGUUGUUUUGUCG
Molecule: messenger RNA, 2575 nt
Organism: Lycium ferocissimum
Lineage: Eukaryota; Viridiplantae; Streptophyta; Magnoliopsida; Solanales; Solanaceae
Exons: 5
Coding region: 1646-2329 (227 amino acids)
Source: RefSeq, a predicted model, not a curated record